Gigantopelta aegis is the source of this 1021-nucleotide messenger RNA. RefSeq lists its product as uncharacterized. The coding region runs from base 74 to 1021 and encodes 315 amino acids. Gene Ontology annotation, biological process: glutathione catabolic process. Gene Ontology annotation, cellular component: plasma membrane. The record is from RefSeq and is a predicted model, not a curated record. Gene Ontology annotation, molecular function: glutathione gamma-glutamate hydrolase. NCBI's taxonomy places the organism in Eukaryota, Metazoa, Mollusca, Gastropoda, Neomphalida, Peltospiridae. The transcript has 6 exons.
UGUUGCGGUCAGCCUUGGUGUGUGAGGACAAGUGUCUUAUCGGUGUUCUCAGUGCGAUCUCGGUCAGCGUGCUAUGGGGAGAGAGAGCCAGGACCGGGUGGAUACGGACGGGAGGAAAGUUGAAAGAAACAUGUCUCAAGGCAGAUGGAUCGUGCUUCUAGCUGUCGUUAUGUUCCUGGGGGGCAUCGCUGCUUUAGUGGUCGGAAUCGUCCUCGGUGUCAAGGCAACAGAAGUACAAAAAGCCAGCUGCCAAUCGUCUGUAAAGGAGGAGGAGCUAAUCACGACCACGCCCCUUCCACCAACGACGCACGCGCCCGGCCCGACAGCUUCCGUCUCCAUAGAAGGCCACUAUCGUUACGCUGCAGUGGCUACAGACACUCAGAUAUGUUCGACUGUCGGGACAGACAUUAUGGGACGUAAGGGUGGGUCGGUUGUGGACGCCGCCAUUGCUACGCUGCUGUGUGUGGGUGCUGCCAACCUGAUGAGUAACGGUCUAGGAGGUGGACACUUCAUGACUAUUUACUUGAGGAAUUCCAGUAAAGUGUACACUAUCAUUGCUCGCGAGAUGGCGCCAUCAGCGGCUACAGAGGACAUGUAUAUUGGACUCAAAGGCUACAAUAACGCAGUGGAAGGUCAGGUGGACGACAACGUGUGUAUCGACAUUGAGGUGAGCGAUAUUCAGACGCAUGCGUUAAGGAAAAUCACAGAUUUGUUAUGGUCUGGGGACGCGGGGAUUUCUCAUGGCGUGAAAACACCUCUCUCCCUUUAUCUGUACACCAAUCCUGAACUUGACUAUCAGUCCCUUUAUCUGUACACCAAUCCUGAACUUGACUAUCAGUCCCUUUAUCUGUACACCAAUCCUGAACUUGACUAUCAGUCCCUUUAUCUGUACACCAAUCCUGAACUUGACUAUCAGUCCCUUUAUCUGUACACCAGUCCUUACCUUGACUGUCAAUCCCUAUAUCUGUACACCAAUCUUGAACUUGACUGUCAGUCCCUUUAUCUGUACACCAAUCCUUAA